AAGGGUUUGUGGGCGAGCCCAUUGUGGUAAGAGGUGUGAGGUUGCUGUUGGAAUCGCGUGAUGAAGCAUUCAUUGCAGUGGAUGAAUUAGAAGUAGUGAAGACAAAGGAGGUAGUAACUCGCGUGAGAGCUGGCGCCAUCAUGAAUAUCAACAUAAGCCGGAGUUUCCAACCCCUGAGGCUCUGACAUCAGCCCCCCGCGCGCCGUACGCGCCCAGCCACAAAGCCAGAUAAAUAUCCAUAACAUGGUGUAACAUAGCAUAACUUUGCGUAACAUGGCAUAACAUGGCAUAACAAAGAUCCCCUGCAUAGGCUAUCAAAUGCCACGAGUUUUUAUUUUCCUAAUUCGAACCCCCCCCAGGUAAUUAAUUCAAAUCACGACACAUCACCACGAUGGCCUCUGUACACGCGCCGGUCAAUGGUGAUAUGGAGAGUGUGAGAUUGGUCGCCUUUUCUGAUGGAGACCCUGAACGCGCUGCAAAUUGGAGUACAAGCAGGAAAAUUCUCGUCCUGAUAAUCGGACUUGCACUCGCAUCUAACAGCACACUUGGUUCCUCACUCCCAAGCGGCGCUUCUCACUAUCUGUCCAAAGAUUUCAAUGUAUCAAGCGCCGAACAACUGGCAUUGCCAAACUCUGUCUACCUGAUUGGAUAUGUCUUUGGGCCGCCAUUGUUCAGUCCACUCAGCGAGAUGCAUGGCAGAAGAAUCGUGAUGCUUUCGACCUUCUUCGGCUUUACAGCCUUCACCCUGGCAUGCGCUUUAGCACCAACAUGGCCAGCUCUGUUGAUUUUUCGCUUCCUCUCGGGUGCCUUUGCAUCGGCGCCAAUAACAGUUGUGGGCGGCAUUUUCGCCGAUAUCUAUGAUGAUCCUGUGAGAAGAGGUCAAGCAAUAGCCCUAAUAGGAUUGACUUCCUUAGGUCCAAUCAUUGGACCUAUCAUUUCGGGGUUCGUAUCACCCAUCUCGUGGAGAUGGACGUUUUGGGUCGGGUUGAUAAUUGCCGGUGCAACUUGGCCGCUUGUUCUUGUUCUCCCAGAGACAUAUCCUCCAGUCAUCCUUUUGCGGCGUGCAAAACGAAUGAGGGCAGCAUCGCCUAAUCAUGCCCAGAACGUAUAUGCGCCCAUCGAACUUGAGGACAAUGGAUGGAAGCACACCGUAACAGUCAAGCUCGCAAGACCAGUGGUGAUGUUCAAAGAACCUAUCGUUAUCUGCACUUGCAUGUACUUGGCUCUCCAAUUUGGAAUUUUCUAUAUCUUCUUCCAAGUCUACCCCACUGUGUUUCAAGGCAUAUACAAGUUCAAUGAUGGACUUGCUGGUGUAGCCUUGGUUCCAGUCGGGGUUGGCGGCGUGAUCGCUUGUGGCAUAGCAAUCUGGUACGACACAUUUCUCGAACAAGCCAAAGAGCGCAAUGCUUCGUGGCCAAAGAGUGAGGAAUACCGUCGACUUCCUUUGGCGUGUAUCAGCGGGCCAUUAAAUGUAUCAUCGUUAUUCUGGCUGGGUUGGACUGCGCGAUCAGACAUCCACUGGAUUAUCCCCAUGCUUGCAGGAGUUCCAUUCGGCAUGGGUCUCGAAUUGGUUUUCAUAUCCAUGCUGAACUAUCUCGCAGAUGCAUACGACAUCUAUGCGGCAUCGGCUUUGGCAUCGUCAGCGUUUAGUCGUAGCAUUUUUGCUGUUCUGCUUCCAUUGGCUGCUAGUCCGAUGUAUGAGAGACUCGGAAUUCCAUGGGCGUGCAGUCUUCUAGGCUUCCUCAGUCUAGCCAUGGCAAUCAUACCGUUUGUCUUUCUCAGAUAUGGCACUUGGCUUAGAAUGCAUAGUCCUUACUGCCAGGAGCUGCUGAAGCUGAAGGAGCGCGAUUCGGCAAAUACAUCACAAAUUAUGGCGGAAUCUAGAAACGCAGAAUAGAUAACUUAAAUGCAACAUGAUUACUCGAUGCCUACCUUGGCUGGGCCAAGAUCGGCAAAGCUUUUGUUAGGUACCGAUCGACGGAACGGGUAUACAAUUUGCGUUUUAUACCCGGAGAAAUGACACACUGUAGAUACGCGGGAUCUAUCCGGAGCCAAGUGACCUAUCAGAUAUCUGACAAUGAGAUAGUC
Messenger RNA from Annulohypoxylon truncatum, 2088 nucleotides. Its product is annotated as MFS transporter. Lineage: Eukaryota; Fungi; Ascomycota; Sordariomycetes; Xylariales; Hypoxylaceae. The record is from RefSeq and is a predicted model, not a curated record. Gene Ontology annotation, biological process: transmembrane transport. The transcript has 8 exons. Gene Ontology annotation, molecular function: transmembrane transporter activity. Bases 392 to 1897 code for a protein of 501 amino acids.